CAAUUUUCUUAUAGUGUCACUAUAUCUUUUUAUUUUCAAGUCUUUAGUAAAAUGGGUCUAAAGUCUGUGUUGUGUGCCAAGAUAGAAAUGAAGGCUAGCAAGGAUGUGUUUCAUGAUGUUUUUACAAAUAAACCACACCAUGUCUCUACUAUGUCCCCUUUGCAUGUACAAGGUUUUGAUCUUCUUGAAGGUGACAUUGGAACUGUUGGAUCCAAAAUUUGUUGGACCUAUACUCAGGAUGGGGAAAAGAAGAUCUCUAAACAAAUAUUUGAAGCUAUAGAUCAUGAAAAUAAGGUGCUCGUACUCAAAGAAUUUGAAGGAGAUGUAAUAGAUAAAUAUGAUAGUUUUAAAGCAACUCUUCAUAUCGAAACAAAAGACGAAAUCGAUUUGGUAAGCUGGACAUUGGAAUAUGAAAGGCCAAAUGAGAAUGUCCCUGAACUUAUAAGUUUGCUGAACUUCAUUGUUGGUAUGACCAAAGCUAUUGAUGAUCACCAUGCCAAUUGAUGAAUUGAUGGGAUCAUAUAUAUGCAUGUGAGCUUUACAUAAAUACCCUAUGCUUUGUUUGUUGUUU
Molecule: messenger RNA, 571 nt
Organism: Solanum verrucosum
Lineage: Eukaryota; Viridiplantae; Streptophyta; Magnoliopsida; Solanales; Solanaceae
Product: kirola-like
Exons: 3
Coding region: 52-504 (150 amino acids)
Biological process (GO): defense response
Source: RefSeq, a predicted model, not a curated record